This is a messenger RNA of Durio zibethinus, 2978 nucleotides long. RefSeq lists its product as uncharacterized. NCBI's taxonomy places the organism in Eukaryota, Viridiplantae, Streptophyta, Magnoliopsida, Malvales, Malvaceae. The record is from RefSeq and is a predicted model, not a curated record.
CCCAUUAACGCCCAUCAGAUCACAACAUAUUUCGAGGACAACUCGUAAUUUAUCCACAAAAGCAGGGACCAUUAUGGAAAAUGGAAAUUCAUUCACGAUUCAGUCUAGCGCGAGUCAUCGCCGGUCACCGUAACCAAACCAAAAAACUCUCUUCGAUUUUCACUAUUCUGACCAUGGCUACAAAGCUUUAGCUCAUUGAAAAUUAACUAGUAGUAUUUCACUAUUUGUUGUCUCUUUAUUUCUGAAAUUGUAGCUAAUGGAAUCAAGAUCAAGGUUACCGUCUAUUUUACCCUACACGCUACUUCUGGUCGCAUUGAGUGGUCUCGCAACUCACUCCGAGUCUGCUCAACAAGCAUUCAAGAGAGAUCCCGGUCACCCUCACUGGCAUCACAGCGCCUUCCUCGACGUCCGCGACAGCGUCCGAUCCGAUGUUCGCCGCACGCUCCACACGCGUGCCGAGGUUCCCUUUCAGGUUCCACUGGAAGUGAAUGUUGUGCUAGUUGGUCUCAAUGGAGAUGGUGGCUAUCGGUACGCUGUUGAUGCACCGAAAUUGGAGGAGUUUCUGAGAAUGAGCUUUCCCUCUCAUAGACCUUCGUGUCUUGAGACUGAGGAGCCCCUUGAUAUAGAACAUCAUCUUGUUUAUAACACAUUUCCUGCAGGACAGCCUGAAUUGAUUGCGCUUGAGAAGGCACUUAAGGAGGCCAUGGUUCCUGCUGGUUCUGCAAGAGAGUUUGAUUUUGGAAGAGAGGUGCCCCUAUUUGAGGUGGAUGCAACAGCUGUAGAGCCAAUAUUCCAAAAGCUAUAUUCAUAUUUAUUUGACAUCGAAACUGAGGGAUAUUCUGCUAAAGAAAUGGAUAGACCUGCACCAACUGCUAUAUUUAUUGUUAACUUUGACAAGGUCAGAAUGGAUCCUAGGAAUAAGGAGGUUGAUCUUGAUAGUUUGAUGUUUGGCAAACUUACGCCGCUGACUGAUGAAGAUAUGAAAAAACAAGAGGGAGACUACAUUUAUAGAUAUCGAUAUAAUGGAGGAGGAGCGUCUCAAGUUUGGCUGGGCUCUGGAAGAUUUGUUGUGAUUGACCUCUCUGCUGGCCCUUGCACUUACGGAAAGAUUGAAACUGAAGAAGGAAGUGUCAGUCCAAGGACAUUGCCACGAAUACGCAGUAUGUUACUUCCAAGAGCUUUGGCUUCUGUUAGUGACCAUACUACCCAUGAUAAUUUCAUGGGGCAUCUUGCUGCUUUGGUGGCAACCACAGUUGAGCAUGUUAUGGCUCCAGAUGUUAGGUUUGAAACUGUUGAUCUGACCACAAGGUUGCUUAUACCUGUUAUUGUCCUCCAAAACCAUAACCGGUAUAAUAUUAUGGAAAAAGCUCAUAAUUACAGCAUAGAUAUUGAGGCAAUUGAAUCAGAGGUGAAGAAGUUGGUUCAUGAUGACCAAGAAGUGUUGAUUAUUGGGGGGUCACAUGCUUUGCACCAUCAUGAGAAGUUGGCUAUUGCUGUGUCAAAAGCUAUGCGGGGCCAUUCCUUGCAAGAAACGAAGAAGGAUGGACGCUUCCAUGUUCAUACCAAGACAUAUCUUGAUGGUGCCAUUCUUAAAGAAGAGAUGGAACGCUCUUCAGAUGUGCUUGCUGCAGGUUUGCUUGAAAUGGCAGACCCAUCUCUUUCAAAUAAGUUUUUCCUUCGCCAGCAGCACUGGAUGGAUGAAUCCGAGGGUUCAACUGAUUCAGUUCUGAAGCAUAAACCUCUAUGGGCUACUUACAACUCGAAAAGUGGCAAGGAUAAGAAAAAGAAAAAACAGAAGAAAAAAGGGGAUCUGCAUCCAACUUAUGGAACUAGAGUUAUUCCCGUCUUUGUUCUAUCAUUGGCUGAUGUGGAUCCACAACUUAUGAUGGAGGAUGAAAGCCUUGUUUGGACCAGCAAUGAUGUUGUCAUAGUACUUGAGCAUCAAAGUCAAAAAAUACCUCUGAGUUAUGUUUCUGAAACCGAGAGAAGGCAUGCUAUUCCAUCACAGGCACAGCGCCACAUUUUAGCAGGGCUUGCUUCUGCUGUGGGUGGGUUAAGUGCACCAUAUGAAAAGGCUUCUCAUAUACAUGAAAGGCCUGUUGUGAAUUGGCUCUGGGCUGCUGGUUGUCACCCGUUUGGUCCAUUCUCAAAUACAUCUCAAAUCAGUCGAAUGCUUCAGGAUGUUGCACUAAGAAACACGAUUUAUGCACGUGUAGAUUCUGCUCUCAGAACCAUUCGUGAUACAUCUGAGGCUGUCCAAUCUUUUGCUGCUGAAUAUUUAAAGACUCCACUUGGUGAACCUGUGAAGGGAAAGAAGAACAAGUCAACUACUGAACUAUGGCUGGAGAAGUUUUACAAGAAAACAACAAACCUGCCCGAACCUUUCCCACAUGAAUUAGUUGAGCGAUUAGAGAAAUACUUAGAUAACCUUGAGGAACAACUUGUUGAUCUUUCUUCUAUGUUAUAUGACCAUCGACUGCAAGAUGCACAUUUGAAUAGUUCAGACAUCCUUCAAAGCACCAUGUUUACCCAGCAGUAUGUUGACAAUGUUUUGGCCAGUGAGAGGGAGAAGAUGAGAUGCUGCAAUAUUGAAUUCAAAUAUCCUGUACAUUCUUCUCAAACUUUUGUCUAUGGAGGAAUUCUUCUCGCCGGGUUCUUUGUAUAUUUCAUCGUCAUUUUCUUUUCAUCACCCCCUGCUCACUGAUUACAAACCAGACGCUUACCUGGAAAUCGCAUGACAUUCGAAGGUGAGCUUGCUCUAAUCUUUAGGAAACACAUGCAAAUAGAUAAAUGUCAGUGAGAAAAAAAAAGGAAAGAAAGAAGAAAGUUCUGUAAAACUAGCGUUUCUUUGCUGCAAUUACCACCACAUACUAUAAAAAAUAGUUGAAUCGUGCUACAACUUUUGUUUAUUUGGUUACCCUGAAUUUAGUUAUUUUGGUUAAAAGUUUAUGGUAGUGAAGCGAAUCAUACUUUUAUCA